AUGACUGCGGCAAAAACCCAGGCCGAGCUGGUGAGAAAGUGGAUGGUGCUGGCAGAAAGCAUCCCCGAGGGAAUCGGAAAAGAGGAAGGCUUGGAGCCUGCCACGAGCGGGACUGAAAACGGUUUGCUCCCGACAGCCAAGGCACCAGGAUGGAGGGAGCUCCAUCAGGCAGCCAGGAAUGGGGACCUGCGGCUGGUAAAGCAGCUACUGAAGCGAGGGGCAUCUACAAACAGCAGAGACGAAAAUGGCUGGACUCUCCUGCACGUCGCUUCCUUACACAGCUACCUCCCCUUGGUGAAGUUUCUCAUCCAGCGUGGAGCCGUGAUCCGUACCGACACCAAGGCCGGCUACACACCUCUGCACCAUGCUGCCUGGAGCGGCCAUACCCAAGUGGCGGAUCUCCUCCUGGCCCGGGGGGCGCCAGUGAUGGACUCCACCAAAGAGGGCCUUACCCCGUUUCAUUGUGCGGCCACCAACGGCCACACCUUGAUGAUGCAACUGCUUCUACGGCACGGGACAGAUCCCAACGCUUGCGACUGUAACCAGUGGACCGCCCUGCACUGGGCCACAGCUGGCCACCAGCUUCACAUAAUGAAUGGGCUGAUUUCCCAAGGGGUGAGCCCCAAUCUCCAAGGCAAGGGAGGUGUCACACCUCUACACAUCGCUGCCGAGAUUGGGAGACCCGAAACGACACGUCUGUUGCUUGUCCAAGGGGCCGACGUGAAUCUCCAAGACGACUGCGGAAGGACGGCGCUCUCUGUCGCUUCUAAAAACAGCCAUCCUGAGAUCGUGAAGCUGCUGCUCCAGAACCAAGCGGAUCGAAGCUUAGCAGACCUCCGCGGUUGCACCCCGCUCCACAAGGCCGCAGGCGCCGGGUGCCUGCGCUCCGUCUGCCUUUUGCUCAGAGGAAGCUCCCCUGCCAGCCUUAAUCGAAGAGAUGGCCUCCUGCUCACACCACUCCACCGCGCAGUCCUCGGCGGUCACGCCAACGUUGCCGGUUGUCUCUUAGAGCACGGAACGGACGUUAACACGGCCGGGUGGUUGGGGAAAACCGCUUUGCAUUUGGCUGCGGAGAAAAAAUUCUUUCCCCUGGUGGAACUUUUGAUAGCAAAGGGGGCAGACCUGAGCCGGAAGACUUGGUGGAAGGAGACCGCCGAAGAGGCCAGAACCCAGAGCUCUCUCUAGCUGUGCUCUCCCUGCCUG
Messenger RNA from Protobothrops mucrosquamatus (brown spotted pit viper), 1203 nucleotides. It is a transcript of the gene ANKRD65, whose product is annotated as ankyrin repeat domain 65. The transcript is spliced from 4 exons. Lineage: Eukaryota; Metazoa; Chordata; Lepidosauria; Squamata; Viperidae. Gene Ontology annotation, molecular function: protein binding. Bases 1 to 1185 code for a protein of 394 amino acids. The record is from RefSeq and is a predicted model, not a curated record.